Xenopus tropicalis (tropical clawed frog) is the source of this 4417-nucleotide messenger RNA. RefSeq names its product RIPOR family member 3 (gene ripor3). NCBI's taxonomy places the organism in Eukaryota, Metazoa, Chordata, Amphibia, Anura, Pipidae. The transcript is spliced from 22 exons. The record is from RefSeq and is a predicted model, not a curated record. The coding region runs from base 92 to 3361 and encodes 1089 amino acids.
AUAAGAACCAAGGCAGUUCAGCCAUGGGAUCAGUCAGGGUUGUGAAGGAAUCCUAGAAAAGAUUCCCAGUUGUGCACCCACCUUUCAGACAAUGGAACCCCCUGCUGUGCUCUCCAUUGCACUCGCCUAUCAGACAAUGGAACCCCCUGCUGUGCCCUUCAUUGCACCCACCUUUCAGACAAUGGAACACCCUGCUGUGCUCUCCAUUGCACCCACCUUUCAGACAAUGGAACCCCCUGCUGUGCUCUCCAUUGCACCCACCUUUCAGGCAAUGGAACCCCCUGCUGUGCUCUCCAUUGCACCCGCCUAUCAGACAAUAGAACCCCCUGCUGUGCCCUUCAUUGCACCCGCCUGUCCGACAAUGGAACCCCCUGCUGUGCCCUUCAUCGCACCCGCCUGUCCAACAAUGGAAGCUCCUCCUAUGUCCUCCUUUGGAGCAAAUGAAGAUCACAAUAUUUUGGAAGAAAGGGAUCAUUCAAGGCAAAAGGAGUUGCUGGCAACCAUGUCAGUGAAGCUGAGGUUCAGUUCUCCCAGCGACGGCCUCGGAGGAGUCGGCAGGAGCAGGUCCUUCGCUGGCUUCAGCACGUUACAAGUCCGAAAGACCUCACAGUCCCUCCGCAGAAGUUCGGUGAGGUCCAAAGUAUUGGCAAAAUCCGACAAGCUCUACCCCUCUCUGCGCAAAGGUUCAAUCCCACUGGACCCCCAUCCACACCAAGUCAAGAAGAUAUUUGAGGCUCUAAGGAAAGGCCUUAAUGAGUACCUCGAGGAACAUCAAACACAGCUGGAUUUCCUGGCCGGCCAACAGAAAGACAUUAAGAGAAACUCGAGGCUGGCCUAUUUCUAUGACCUGGACAAGGAGAUUCGCUUAAUUGAGCGGCACAUCCGAAAGCUGGAAUUUCACAUUAGCAAGAUUGAAGAACUGUAUGAAACAUACUGCAUACAAUGGAGGCUGCGGGUCGGUGCCUGUAACAUGAAACACGCUUUCUCCUUAUCUCCGUCCACCAAAGCAUCCAGGGAAAGUCUCUUAGAGCUCUACAAGAACUUCCAAGAGUGCACCGAGGACAUGUGUACGAUCGAAGGGGAGCUUGAAGUCCAUUUGGGAGAGUUCCUCAUAAAAAUGAAAGGUUUGGUGGGCUACGCGCGGCUCUGCCCUGGAGACCAUUACGAGGUAUUAAUAAAGUUAGGGCGGCAGAGGUGGAGGUUAAAAGGAAAGAUUGAAACAGACGACAGCCAGAUGUGGGAUGAAGAAGAGAGGAUGUUUAUCCCCAACCUCUGCGAAAACUUUGAAAUCAAGGUCGUAGAGCUCCGUGGCCUUACAACCAUCGUGGUGGGGUUGGUGACGUGUCACAGUGCCGAUUUUUUCACCACCAGACCAAGAAUCAUCAUCGUUGACAUUACAGAACUGGGGACAAUAAAGCUGCAGCUGGAAGUUAUCUGGAACCCUUUUAAUACCAGCAAACUUCUCUCAACACCUGGAACAACCACCAAGUUCUCCACAAGCGGCCGCAAAGCCUCGUUGUAUCACUGGACCCCACCCAACACCCCCAGCUUCAGAGAGAAAUUCUAUCUGCAAAAUGACCUGGACAGCACAUUCUCCUCCCUAGACAAGGACAUCCAGACCCCGUACAUACUAAGUUAUCUUGCCAACAGCACUUUGGUUCCUCGGAGACGACAUGCAGAACGGAGUCACCAGGUGACCAACAUGGACAAUCUGAGGAGCACAGAGGACAAAUCAGAUGUAAAAACCAACACAAGUACAGUGUCUUCUCGUGAGGAUGUUCCGCCAUAUUUAUCUUCCCAGGAACUGUUCAGGGAAGAGAGUUUGCUGCCACCUUCCAGCCACACCACGUUGGAUAUCCUGAAGGAAACCCCAGGGAGCUACAGGGCUCUCCACACCCUGAAGCCUACGGAGCUGGACUUUGACACCAGCAGAGAAUCCAUAGGGGACAGCCUGAACAGCAUUUCUUUUCAAGAAGAGACGAUGGAUUCCAGGGCAGAACGAAUACAUUGCAACAGGAAUCUGAGGGGUUCCAUUGGGCAUCAGCUGGAGGAGGUUCUAGAGCUGCUCAAGUUGGAAAAAGUAACGUGGAUGAAAGUAAAGGAAAUUGAACAGCCCAUCUUGCACUUCAGGGAACAGGUUAAGCAGGAUAAAGAUGCCAGCCAGCAGAACUUUCCCAUGGACAGAUUGCUGGUAGAGACGGCUUUGGAAAGUUUCGACUUCUUAAACACGGACUUCCAUGCUGAUGAGAUGUCGCUGUUUGGCAGCGUUCGGACUCACAGCAAGAGCAUUGGAACUAUACAAGAGAGAGCACUGACAUCCAUAGGGUGCAACACCAAUUCCACCCCAAGUGAGGCAAGCACUGGAAAUGAGGAUCUGGACUUGAUUCUCUCACUGCAUCUGCGAGUCUGCAAAGCACUAUUAAAGAAACUGACGUGGCCCAAUACAGCCAGAAUCUUACAGAACCACCUGCUGGAGGAGUUGUGCUGGCAGAAGGAGGUGUUGGACUACCUUUCCCUUAUCUUUAUCCAAAAGGCUGGCGACAACGUUUCCACUGAUGAGGUCAUUCCAAAGGCCAAGAAGAUCAGGCAUUUCCUAAAGCUAUGGAAGAGCUGCACAAGUCCGGACUGCCCCUGGUUCUGCGCAUCUGAAACCUUCCUCAGCGCCGUCAAGAAAAUGUUUGCGGGCAGGAUCAAACGGAAAUAUCCAGGGCAGCUGGAAACAGUAUGCAGAAGAGUUCUGGAGCAGAUGUUUACCUUUGGGGGCGUAUUUCCAGCGAAUGAGUUAUCGGACGGUGUGGUUUCCAUUUUCCUGGUGUAUGGGUAUCUGAGAAGACAUCAAGUGUUAGACCUUGAGAAAUACAUUGCUGCCCUUACCAGAGAAGUGACUCUUAUUGAAGACCUUCAGUUACCUGGAAGACUAAAGAAGAUAAAAAAAUUAAAGGCCAAGCAAAUCUAUCGGCUUCAGCCACUGCCACAGCUUCUCAGAAUCCUAGCCAAUUUCCAACUCGACGAAAACAAGAAGUUGUCCAAAGCCUCAGCAAACUUCCUUUCCAGGGCUUCCACCAACAAGCAAUUCAAACACAAGGCAGUUCUGUAUUAUACAGAGGUUUUAUCUGGUGAUGAUACAACGCUCCAGCGAUCGGCCUGCUUGGCCCUGAAGCAUCUAAAAGGGACGGCGAGUAUCGACCAGAUCGCUUGUUUGUGUCAGUCUGAAGUGGAGGAAGUGAGGAACAUCGCCAGAGACACCAUCUUAUCCUUCGGUAUGAAAGGAUGUCAGGCUUUUGGAAAGACUGACAAGAUGUGCCGGGAACUGCAGGACACCCUGACACUGGACGGCGAGAUAGAAAUUACAGUAUUUUGAAGUUGCAAAAGAAAGGGGGAGGGGGGAUUAAAGGUCUAAAUUUUCUUUGUCUGUUCCCAAAAUGUGUAUAAAAUUUAAAAAUGUAUAUUUAGGUUUCCUUCAGUUGCACAUAAAUGGGCAUUCUCACUGCUAACCCCCCCCCCCCAAUCAUUCUAUCUGGCUGCUGCCAGGAAAGUACAGCAGGGGGCGCUACUGUUACACACAUUUAUGAUAUAGCGGUGUAGAACUGCUAAUAUCACAAAGAGAUAAAACAAUGUAAAAAAACUCAGAAUACCUUGAUGGUGGGUCCAUAUCCCCUUUCAUGACAAUAUGAGACUUUCCUGGUUCCCCUACAAAGUUAUUUUUUGGGUUGGGGAAUUUAUCUUUUCCAUUACACGUGGAAUAUACCAAGUAUCAGCUGCACAGGGGGAGUCAUACUUGAGCACUUCCCGCAGUCUGCUAGGAAAAAGUAAUUUUUUUUUGUUAAAUCACAUUAUUUCCUUAAAUGUUUAAUUUGUAUUGUAAAAUUUCUGUUCCUUCAAAGAAACGAAGGUGUUUGGAAAGUUGAAAGUGUUGGAAAUUAGUGAAGGUUUAAGUUUCAGUUGGUUGCCCUUUAAUAGGCGGGGCAUGUAAAAGGAGAGUGUAUUAUGGUUCAUCUAUGGAAUAACUUUAGCAUGUAGCAGAUUGAAAUGACCCACUCAGUGUUGCAGUUGGUCUUUAUUUAGGUCCAGCCACACCUGGAGCUGCAGAAUAAAGUUGUUUAAUACCCAUACAGAAAGUUUGAAAAGCAAUAGCAAGUUGCCUAGGAAUGUCACUGCCCCUACCAAAGGUCCAUUUCAAGGGGAAGUAAAGCAUUACGUUAAAGAUUAAUAGUGUCCCUUUCAGUGAAUGCAACGUGGAUUUGGCACUGACAUCAUCUAAUAGCAAAUGUGACUCUAAGCGGAAGAGCCCCCAGCUGCCACCCAUAAUGUACAUGUUAUAUAUAUUUGUUAAUAAGAAAUGUGCACAAAUGCUUUCCUUUCUGUAUAUUGUAAGUUCAUAAACAAUAAACUUUUGUGACUUUAUGGCACCAAUAUG